CGAAACGUUGAUAACCCAAAUAGGAAGGUUAUCGAUUGCAACUUGUACUUGGCAAGUUUGCUCACUUUGCCCUACUACCACCAUCUCUUCAAUCGUUUGUGUCUUCAGUUCUUGAAACACGAUGGAUAUCGUUUCGAUAGCAAAGAACUUCACUGAGUUCUACUACUCACAAUUCGCGGCAGGCCGGCAGAAUCUGGCCCCUUUGUAUCGGCCACACUCCAUGCUGACAUGGGAGGGCAAACAGUUCCAAGGUGGAGAUAACAUUGUCGAGCAUCUGAGUGAGCUGCCCUUCCAAACGGUGGCCCAUAAGAUCAGCACAUUUGACGCGCAGCCGUCAUCCCUCGACAUGAGUACUCUCUUGAUCAAUGUGACAGGACUGCUAAGGGUGGACGGUGACCAAGAGUUGCAGUUCUCCCAGGUGUUCGUGCUAGCAAAGGAAGGCGGUUCAUUCUACGUGCUCAAUGACAUGUUCCGGCUCAACCUCGGCUGAGGCACCAUAUCAUAAAUCUGGCAGAUGAGACAAAGAUCCCCGGACGUGUAAUGGAGGACGGAAGCUUAUAUCGUUUGUAACCCGUAACUUAUCACAUCGCAAGUAGAUCAGACUGUUGGUUUUGGAAAGAUCGUCGUAUCGAACACCUACAAGCGGGAUCAGCAGAACACGCGCUUAACCGAUCA
This is a messenger RNA of Suillus clintonianus, 675 nucleotides long. RefSeq names its product nuclear transport factor 2. Gene Ontology annotation, biological process: nucleocytoplasmic transport. The transcript has 5 exons. The coding region runs from base 122 to 490 and encodes 122 amino acids. NCBI's taxonomy places the organism in Eukaryota, Fungi, Basidiomycota, Agaricomycetes, Boletales, Suillaceae. Gene Ontology annotation, cellular component: nuclear pore central transport channel. The record is from RefSeq and is a predicted model, not a curated record.